GACAGCGAGCGCAGCCAUUUCUCUGCCCCUCAUGAAAAACAUCCAGGGGGGGAGUGACGUUUGUCCAUCACGCACAUAACUACCCCGACGUGCGGGAGUCAUGACGUGAGCAGCACAUACCGAGGCUGAACUCAUCACCGACUGAGAUCCGCGCGCUCCAAACUUUCUCCCAAUCCAACGCCUGCGCAGACAAACCGGGCUCUGUCUCCUCCAUUAGGCUCAUGCUGUGCCUCUGCGUCAGCCAUGGAGGGAAAUGUGCACGGAGGCUGCAGCGACGUGGCGGUGAUGCACGUGAAAACUGAGGCGGUCGAUGAGAAUCCAUCUGCGCUGGUUUUGGGCAGUCAGGAGUCGCCUGCGCCCUGCGGAGAUACCGCAUGCAGAGGAAGAGGAGGAGGAGGAGGAGGAGGAGGGGAUCAGACUGCAGAGGAGCUGGCUGACACGACAACUACUCCUGUGCUGCUGUAUCCAGUGAGCACAGACCGCUUCUUCACCACAGCAGGGGAUGGAAAGACUUACCUGAAGAUAGCUCCAGCUUCAGCGAUGCCACCUGCUCCUUCAGAGAAGACGCUUCCCUCCGGCUCUGAUUUCUCCUCCAAAGCCGUUUUGUGUCUGAUAGAGGCGGUCGGGCGCCGCUGGGGCCUCUAUGAGACUCGAGAACGCUCACAGCUCUUUCAGAGCGUCCAGGAGGAGAUGGCCUCCAAGGGGCACGUGCUUCCUGUCGAAAAGAUACGCCGCAAGUGGAACAACCUCAUUGUCACAUACAAGAGGGUUAAAGACCGCAGCCGGGAGACGGGGCACGCCAAAACAUCCUGGGAGUUCUUCGAUUUGAUGGACGCCACACUCUGUGACACUGUUGGCACUCAGAUCGUCAGCAACAAAAGAAACAAAGGUGGCAACACUGUUUCCACGCUGCCCGGUCCUUUGGCAAAGAUCGCUGCAAAACCACAGGUUCCACAGCCCACCACCAUCAUCCGCCCGAAUGGGGACUUUACUUCGACUGGUGGUGUGGACUCAGUGGGUCAGGGAGCCAUCAGCAGUCAAAUCAUCAGUAGCGCUGCUGCCAUUACCUCAGUGACUACAGCCACCAUUAGCCCAACAAAUGCUCCAGAGCUCAAGCCCCUGAUCGUCCUCAACAGUGACAUUGUUACAACCAGCAUUCAUCCAGCUACCAUUGUGCCAUCUCCAUCUUUUAUCUCCUCGCCUUGUUUUACAGAGACAGCCUCUACUUCCCCUUCCCUUGGCUCCAUUAGCAACGCAGAUCUCAACGCGUCACGCUACGUAGGCCGUAAAGCUCAAUCAUUCCCAUCAGGCGUCAUACCCUUCCGGCUCAGCAGUGCGCCACUUAGCAACAAUCAGAAUCUCCUCGGCCUCUCCUCCUCUUUCCCCCAUACUUCCUCCUGUCUCACUUCUUCUAUCACCACCUCCUUACCUGCAGCAACCAUGUCGGGAACCGAGGGCCAGAACCAGAAAGGAAAUGAGGAGCAAACAAGCACAACUUUGUUCCAGGAGAUUCUGAAGCGACAGGAGGAGCAGGCCUACCUGGACCGAGUGGCUCGCCGCAGGGUGGAAGCCAGAGAGAAGAGGCGCGAGAGGAGGGAGGUGCGGAUGGCAGAGUCCCUCGGCAGGAUAGCCACAGCACUGGAGCUGCUCUCCUCCAAACAGGACACAGUCAUUGCCCUCCUGCAGAGACUGGCUGAUCGGAAGUGAUGGAGGGUGAAAGCGGGGACUCUGUAAUUCUGAGACCACACAUAUGAAAACUUCUUAACACUCCUACCAUGCAAUUACCCAGAGUUCCAUAAUGCUACUGAAAAGGGUUUUACUCUCCUGAUUUUGAUGUAAAUAAAAUUCUAGAAAAUCA
Epinephelus moara (kelp grouper) is the source of this 1858-nucleotide messenger RNA. RefSeq lists its product as uncharacterized. Bases 244 to 1707 code for a protein of 487 amino acids. The transcript is spliced from 4 exons. NCBI's taxonomy places the organism in Eukaryota, Metazoa, Chordata, Actinopteri, Perciformes, Serranidae. The record is from RefSeq and is a predicted model, not a curated record.